Molecule: messenger RNA, 2706 nt
Organism: Rhopilema esculentum
Lineage: Eukaryota; Metazoa; Cnidaria; Scyphozoa; Rhizostomeae; Rhizostomatidae
Source: RefSeq, a predicted model, not a curated record
AUGGAGUUAAAGCUGAUUGUAGAGCCUAUGUUGAUGGAUAUAAAAUCAGUGUCGAAGGAUAUUCAAGAGAUAAUGAAGAAAUUGAAUUUUAAGUCAGAAUUGGUAAGAGAGUACACAACAAGUCGUUCAUAUGAUGCAAAAAUAGGUAUGUUACUUAACAAAUGUUCAAAGAAGAAACAGAAUGAUUCUUCUCGACAAGCAGCUGGUAAGCCUACUACUACUAAUUCAUUUUUCUCAAUGAACUCACCCCAUGAAGGAAGAUUUGGAAAUGAACAAGGACACAGCCAGUAUCCUGUUGGGGGGUUUGAAAGACAAUAUUCUAUGUACCAACCUUUAGGGCAACCUUUUAACCCCUAUAUGCAAAAUUAUUUCCCACAACCUCCCUGGCAACCUCAGUAUUCACCAAGUAUGGGAAGAAGAAAUACUGGGGAGAAUUUGAGCAGUAAAUUAAGGUUGCCAAAACUUGAAUUGAAAUCAUUUGAUGGGAAUAUGAUGAAUUGGAUGGAAUUUUGGGACUCUUUUGAAAGGAAUAUUCAUUUGAAUUCUUCAUUGUGUGAUGUUGACAAGAUGUCUUACCUAAAGGCUUCUCUUAAGGGUACUGCUUGUCAUGCGAUUGCGGAUUUGCGAACUACUGGGGACAAUUAUGCGCCUGCAGUUGACAUUUUAAAAGAGAAAUAUGGUAAAGCUAAUGUAUUGAAGGGAUCUCACAUGUCUGCAUUAAAGGCUGUUGUUGCUGUAACUUAUUCUAAAAAUUUAGAUGGGUUAAAAAAGUUGUAUGAACUUGUUGAUAUGCAUGUAAAAGCAUUAUCUGUAUUAGGUACCUCUGAAGAACAGUAUUCUUUAGUUAUUGUACCAGAUUUAAUGAAGAAGAUACCAAGAGAUGUUGAACUUUCCAUCAGAAGAACAAUGUCUGUAGACCAUGAGUGGACCAUGAGUGAAUUUUUGAACAAGCUCAGAGAGGAACUUCUGUUCAGGGGUAUGGAUGAAGCAACACCAAGAGUGCAGAAUUCAAGAGAAGAGAGGAAUCCUAACAAAGGAAAAGCAUUUGCUAUUUCACCAAAUGCAACCUGUGCUUUUUGUCUUGGAGAGCACAGUAGUGCUGACUGUUCUGUUGUCACUGAAGUGAAGAAGAGGAAGUCAAUAUUGAUGAGGUAUAAGAGAUGUUUUUGCUGCUUGAAGAAAGGUCACCGUGUCAAAGAUUGCUACAACAAGAAGCCUUGCAGCAAGUGCAAUGAAGGGGAGCAUCACCCUGUGAUAUGUGAAAAAGAAGAGAGUGUUCCAAAUAUGCAUGUUGUCACACCUGGUGGAAUAGCAUAUCAAACUGUGUUAGCCAAAGUGAAUGUCAAGGGAAAGCCAAGUAUUAUUUGCAGAUGUCUGUUGGAUACAGGGUGUGAUAAGACAUACAUGUUGCAAAAAACUGCUAAUUUGCUGAAAUCCAAGCCAUUAAGACAGGAAAGAAAAGUUCUGGACACUGUGCAUGGAGAAAGGCAACAUAUCUGCUCAGUGUACAAGAUAGAAGUAAAAGACAUGACAGAAAAGCUGAAAUUUGAAACUGAGGUGUCCACACUCAGCAAGCUGACAUCUGUCAAGAAUGUGAAGCCCCAGAUUUUAAAGAAAAAAUUCAACCAUUUGAAGAACCUGGAAUUUUCAGAUAUUUCAAGUGAAAGAGAACUUGAAAUUGAUGUCAUCAUUGGAUUGGAAGACCUUUGCAAGCUCAAAACAGGAAACAUGAAAUGGGGAAAUGCUGGUGAUCCUGUUGCAGAAGAAACAACACUGGGUUGGACUCUAAUGGGACCAACAAACUCAGCAGAGGAUCAAAGUUGUUCAAGUUCACUGCUGUUGACAACUGAUAAGGAAAAUCUGAGCAAUCAGAUAGCCAAACUGUGGGAUUUGGAGACAGUAGGGAUCAGGGAAGAAAACUCAGUGGAAGAGAAAUUUGAAGAUACAGUAACUUUCAAUGGAGAGAGAUACAGUGUGCAGUUGCCAUGGAAAUCAGAUAGAGUCAAUUUGCAAACAAACAGAAAUCUUUGUGAAAGGCGGCUAAAUGCGCAACUCAGAAGAUUAAAGAAGGAACCGGAAAUAUUAAAGAAAUAUGAUGAUGUCAUUAAAGAUCAGAUAGAACAGGGUAUAAUUGAGGAAGUACCAGAUCAUCCUACAGGAGAAAGAAUCCAUUUCCUACCACAUCAUCCAGUAAUACGUGAGAAUGCGGAGAGCACAAAAGUCCGAGUUGUAUACGACGGGUCAGCAAAAGAAAGAAAAGGAGACAAGAGUUUGAAUGAGUGUUUAUACACAGGACCAUCAUUGCUACCUAUGCUACAUGAUGUGCUGUUGAGGUUCCGGAUGUUUCCAGUGGCGCUUGUUGGUGACAUCAAGAGUGCAUUCCAUCAGAUCUUAGUUGAUGAGAAGGACAGAGACAGUAUGAGAUUCCUGUGGGUGGAAGAUGUCACAAAUGAGAAACCUGUGGUUAAAGAAUACAGGUUUACUAGAGUCAUUUUUGGAAGUGGACCAAGUCCAUAUUUGUUAAAUGCAACAUUGCAAAGGCACCUCAAGAAGUACGAAGAAGAAGAACCAGCAGUUGUCCAAAAUGUCUUACCAAACAUGUAUUGUGAUGACCUUGUGAGUGGAGCUGCUGACAGUACGCAAGCCAUAGAGUUGAAAGACAAAAUUACAGAGAUUAUGAGAAAAGGAGGUUUUUCAACUCCAUAA